UAAUUAUGAUGUUGAUUAUCCAUUAUUUCUUGAAUGGGUACUAUUUGAUAGAUUUGAAGAUAUAAAACAAAUUGGGGAAGGUGGAUUUGCUAAAGUAUAUUCUGCAACAUGGGUUGAUGGUCAAGCAAAAUAUGAAAGACAAGAUGAUGGAAUUUGGAAAAAAAAAGAAUCCAGCCCAAUGAAAGUUGCCUUGAAAAAGUUAAAUGAUUCACAGAAUAUAUCAGUUGAAUAUUUAAAUGAGCUUCAAAUACAUUGGGAUUAUUUUAAGAAAAAUAAUGAAUCAUUUUUAAAAUUUUAUGGAAUGACAAAAGAUCCAGUAACUAAAGAAUUUAUGAUGAUUAUUGAAUUUUCAGAAAAAGGAAAUUUAAGAAGUGUACUUUCAAAAGAUUUUAAUAAUAUUUUAUGGAAAGAUAAAAUUAUAUUUUUGCGUAAAUUAUCAUAUGAACUUAAUAAUUUUCAUAAAUUAGGAUAUUGUCAUAAGGAUUUACAUAGUGGUAAUGUAUUACAAAUUUAUCAUGGUGGAUAUAGGUCCAAUGUUUCUUAUAUUUCAGAUUUUGGAUUAUCAGGACCAUUGAAUAAACAACAAUCAGAUGGUAAAAUAUGUGGAGUGUUGCCAUAUGUUGCUCCAGAAGUAUUAAAUAAAGAGCCAUAUACAACAUCAUCUGAUAUUUAUAGUUUUGGUGUAAUUAUGGCAGAAUUAUCAUCUGGAAAACCACCCUUUCAUAAAAGAAAACAUGAUGCUAUGUUAGCAUUAAAAAUAUGUAAUGGACUCAGACCAGAAUUUGGAAAAGGAACUCCUGAAAUUUAUAAAAAAUUAGCUUAUAGAUGUAUGAAUGCUAAUCCAAAUCAAAGACCAAUAGCAAAGGAAUUAUUUGAUAUAUUGGCUUUUUGGUAUAGUUCCACACAUGAUAAUGAAAAUGAAAAUGAAAAUGAAUACUAUCAGGAAAAAGAAAAAUUUGGUUACAAAGGAAAAGAAAUUAAAGCCAUAUUUGAAGAAGCUGAUAAAGAGAUACCAAAUAUUUCAACUACAUAUGAAAAGAACCCUGAUGCCAUUUAUACUAGUAGAUUAUUUUCAUUUAACAAUUUGUCUAAACCCAUUAAUUCACCCAUCAUUACUUCAUAUCUAAAUGAGGAAGAUAAUAAAGGUAGCAUUUUCACAUCUUAUAUUAUCAAUAAUUGAUUAUACAAAUAGUUACUAAUGUAAUUCAUUAACAGAUUGUCAAGAUUCACAAUUACUUGAUUU
Messenger RNA from Rhizophagus irregularis DAOM 181602=DAOM 197198, 1243 nucleotides. The record is from RefSeq and is a predicted model, not a curated record. NCBI's taxonomy places the organism in Eukaryota, Fungi, Glomeromycota, Glomeromycetes, Glomerales, Glomeraceae.